AUGGCAUCCAUAGUUGCUGUCACCUGUGCAUUCUCCUCUACUCUCACUACUCAAUUUCUCAUUCCUUCUUCGUCUUCUUCUCUCUUUCUCAAAACACUCGCUCGAAGGUCUUCCGCACCGUUACGGCGUCUUUCGUUUACGUCACGACCACUGCGCCACCUCAUGGCUAGCGCCAGCCUUGGCCUCACUCACCCCGCCAACACCGAACCCCCCAAGGUUUCUUUCGCGGCGAAGGAGGUUGACCUGGUGCAAUGGAAAGGGGACCUGCUCGCGAUUGGCGUCACGGAGAAGGAUGUGGCGCGAAACGCUGAAUCGAGAUUCGAGAACGCGAUUCUGAAUGCCUUGGACUCCAAGUUGGGCGGGUUGUUGGGCCAGGCUUCCUCCGAAGAGGACUUCACGGGUAAACCGGGCCAGUCCACUGUUCUCAGGAUCGCUGCCGGACUCGGAUCCAAGCGCGUCGCCUUGCUCGGUCUCGGCGCAUCCGCGUCCACAUUUGCUGCGUUUAAGUCUCUCGGCGAGGCCGUUGCCGCUGCCGCCAAGUCCGCGCAGGCCGGCCACGUCGCCGUCGCGCUUGCCUCGCCCGAUGCACUCUCCGCCGAGUCUAAACUUAACACCGCUUCUGCAAUAGCAUCUGGGACUGUGCUGGGAACUUUUGAAGAUAACAGGUACAAGUCGGAGUCCAAGAAAUCGGCGCUUAGAUCAGUGGAUAUUAUUGGGCUUGGAACUGGGCCUGGAUUGGAGAAGAAACUUAAGUUUGCAGGAGACGUUUCUUCUGGAAUCAUUUUUGGAAGGGAGCUUGUGAAUUCUCCGGCUAAUGUGCUCACACCAGGGGUAUUGGCUGAAGAGGCAUCAAAGAUUGCUUCAACAUAUAGUGAUGUUUUUACUGCCAAAAUAUUAGAUGCUGAGCAGUGUAAGGAAUUGAAAAUGGGGUCCUACCUUGGUGUUGCCGCAGCCUCAGCAAAUCCUCCUCAUUUUAUCCAUCUGUGCUAUAAACCACCAAGUGGACCUGUAAAUGUCAAGUUAGCCUUAGUUGGAAAAGGUUUGACUUUUGAUAGUGGUGGUUACAACAUCAAGACUGGACCUGGUUGUUUGAUUGAACUCAUGAAGUUUGAUAUGGGUGGUUCUGCAGCUGUUUUUGGAGCAGCAAAAGCUCUUGGUCAAAUCAAACCCCUUGGAGUGGAGGUUCAUUUUAUAGUUGCAGCUUGUGAGAAUAUGAUAAGUGGAACAGGUAUGAGGCCUGGAGACAUUGUCACAGCUUCAAAUGGAAAGACUAUAGAGGUUAAUAACACAGAUGCAGAAGGUAGGCUUACCCUUGCAGAUGCUCUGGUGUAUGCCUGUAACCAGGGUGCUGAAAAGAUAGUUGACCUCGCAACAUUAACUGGAGCCUGUAUAAUUGCUCUUGGAUCCUCAAUUGCAGGUGUGUUUACACCAAAUGAUGACCUGGCAAAAGAAGUUUUUGAAGCUUCUGAAGCAAGUGGGGAGAAACUAUGGAGGUUGCCAUUAGAAGAAAGUUACUGGGAGUCAAUGAAAUCAGGAGUAGCUGAUAUGGUGAACACAGGUGCUCGACCAGGUAGUGCCAUUACUGCGGCUCUUUUCUUGAAGCAGUUUGUUGAUGAGAAGGUUCAAUGGAUGCAUAUUGACAUGGCUGGUCCAGUUUGGAAUGAAAAGCAGCGCUGUGCAACAGGAUUUGGUGUUGCUACCUUAGUAGAAUGGGUUUUGAGGAACGCGUCUUAA
Molecule: messenger RNA, 1734 nt
Organism: Sphenostylis stenocarpa
Lineage: Eukaryota; Viridiplantae; Streptophyta; Magnoliopsida; Fabales; Fabaceae
Source: the annotation of a GenBank genome assembly